Calidris pugnax (ruff) is the source of this 426-nucleotide messenger RNA. Its product is annotated as EVI5-like protein. The annotation marks the transcript as partial. NCBI's taxonomy places the organism in Eukaryota, Metazoa, Chordata, Aves, Charadriiformes, Scolopacidae. The transcript is spliced from 3 exons. The record is from RefSeq and is a predicted model, not a curated record.
GAGUUGAUCCGCAAAGGGAUCCCCCACCAUUUCCGCGCCAUCGUCUGGCAGUUGCUCUGCAGCGCCACCGAAAUGCCCGUCAAAAACCAAUAUUCCGAGCUCCUCAAGAUGUCCUCCCCCUGCGAGAAGCUCAUCAGGAGGGACAUCGCCCGCACUUACCCCGAGCACGAGUUCUUCAAGGGCCAGGACAGUUUGGGCCAAGAAGUUCUCUUCAACGUCAUGAAGGCCUAUUCCCUGGUGGACCGCGAGGUGGGCUAUUGCCAAGGGAGCGCCUUCAUCGUGGGUCUUCUCCUCAUGCAGAUGCCCGAGGAAGAGGCCUUCUGCGUCUUCGUGAGGCUGAUGCAGGAAUAUCGCUUACGGGAGCUCUUCAAACCCAGUAUGGCCGAACUGGGGCUCUGCAUCUACCAGUUUGAGUACAUGCUGCAG